GUUUUAGCUUGACGGUGCACUAAUGUCUCAAUUUGGCGCCGGUAAGCCGGGAGGCUGGACGCGUCCUGGGACUGGUGUGGCUGGAAAUCAAAUGGCUGGAUUUGGUAUGGGAGUAGGAGCUUUUCCCAUGAUGGGAGUUCAAGGCAUGGGUGUUCCCAUGGGAAUGGUGAAUCAAGCCGCCUUUGCUCAGCAGAAUGUUAUGGGUAUGGGAGUGAUGGGUGCAGUUCCAUCAUCGGCAUCUGUUCGAGCUCCAGCAGCACAGGCCCCGAACCCCGCAGUAGCCGGCAAGAAUCAACGCACCUUUGUUGGCGUUGUCACCAAAAUGCAUGACAAUUAUGGUUUCGUCGAUGAUGAUGUGUUCUUCCAGCAUUCAGUUAUUCGUGGUACACUGCCCCGAGUUGGUGAGAAGGUUAUGGUAGAGGCAAGCUACAAUCCUCAGAUGCCGUUCAAGUGGAAUGCUUAUCGUAUUCAACUUCUAAACUCAGGCGAUAGUGGCCCACCAGCACCUCAAAAUCACAACCAUCCUACGCGUAAUGCUGGAACAGGUGGUCCGGGUGGUGGGAGGUGGGGUCCGCCAACAUCUGCUGACCGUAAUGGGCCUGCUCACAGGGCAUCACCGCCUCGUCGGCGUUCACCACCUCGCCGCAGUCCACCUCGCAGGUCCAGUCCGUUGCGCAAGGAACCACCUCGUAGGAAAUCUCCACCACCCCGUAGAUCGCCACCACGGCGCUCUCCUCCAUCUCGAUCGGAGCGAAGCGAUCGUGACCGCAAACGGGAGCGAAGUGCCAACCCACCGAGUUCUGCGCAAUCCACUAGACGCGAUAGUGCUAGCCCGCCUCGACGACGAGCUAGAAUCAUUCCUCGAUAUGAGUGUCAUCCUCCUCGGCCUGUGCUUCUCAAUGAGCAAGUUUCGGUUGUCGGUUUGAGAAGUCGCUACCUCAAGCUCUACAUUCCCUCUGAUUUCGCCGACAUGACAGCUGAAUGGGUGAAACGAGUUCCAUUGGACGCUUCCAUUGAUCUGACAAAUCCAGUGUCAUUCCACGUCUUCAACAAAGAAGUGGAUUAUCCCCUGCAACAAGGUGAAGUUGAGGCCGUGCUAGAGCCUGAGGACGCCGAUCAUCGUCAUCAAGUCAAGGUUCUUCUGCUCGCUCAUGCUGGAAAGGAAGAGGUGCACAAGAAGGCGUUUGGUUUACUUCCCGAUGGAUCGACUGACGACACUCACGAGCCUACACCAUUCUUCAAACAGCUGAGCUUCCUUGUUGGUACUCGUGGUAAGGAACCAUUAGCAAUCGGAGGCAGCUGGUCGCCAAGUGCUGAUGGAGCUGAUCCCACAAACCCGGCUACUAUUAUUCAAACUGCCAUAAGAACGACGAAGGCGUUGACUGGCGUGGACCUCUCCAACUGUCCCCAAUGGUACGAGCUGGUGCACGUGCGUUAUUACCGCGCGGAUCGUGAACGCACGGAUAGCGUGCGUCUUCUCUUGCCGGACACUCAACUGCUUCUUGCUGCCGACGAUGCGUCGGUUGAGGAACGCUGGACCCAAGUGCAGACGGCGCUUCGUGCGCAACUCGACCGCAAGCUGGCCGCUGUUGAUGCACCUCCAGAAGAGGAUGCAACAGCUACGCCUACUAAAGAGGCAACAUCGACAACUGGAGAAACUUCCGUAAAAGAAGGUGAAGAAGCUGAAGAUGUUGAGUCGAAAGAAGUGCCAACGCACUGGAGCAAAUUGGAUCCGAAAAUGUUGAAGGUGCCAGAGUUACGAGCUGAACUUGAAGCCAGAGGAUUAGAAACCAAAGGUGUGAAGUCUUUGCUCUGCAAAAGGCUGCAAGAGGCUUUAGAACAAGAAAAAGAGAAAGACGAAGGAGAAGGAGCGGCUCCAACCGGUGACAUAGAAAUGACGGAUGUUGCCGGUGACGAAGAAGAGCCGGAGAAAAAAGAAGAGGAAGUUACUCCUGAAAACAAGGAAAAGACAGAAGCGGAGCAAAAGAAGUUGGCUGAGGAACAAAAGAAGAAGGCUGAAAAAUUGGAGAAGGAGAAGCAGGAAAAGAAAGCAGCUCUUGAGAAACACUACACAAUGCCAAAGGAAAGAAAGGUUCUUGUUUAUCCAUCAAAAACUGCUAAAGGAGGAAAGUUUGACUGCAGAGUGAUGAGUGUACAGUCCCUACUGGACUAUCGACAAGAUGACAACAAGGAGUCGCAUUUUGAGGUUUCGCUAUUUGUGGAGGCUUUUAAAGAGCUCAUGGAACGUCAUGCAGCUUUCACAAUCUACAAUGCUGUUGCUAGGGCUGCUGACAAAGACAGCGAGCGGAAAAGACGUGAUGAAGCCCGAGAGAAGAAAGACGAGAAUGAGGAAGAGAAGAAAGAGGGUGAGGAUAAAGAAGAGAAGAAAGAUGAAAAAGACAAGAAAGAAGAGAAGAAGGAGAAGUUAGAACUAAAAUCGAUGGUUUCGAAUCGUUCUCUCUUUGAAUCGUUCGCCAUGUUCGAUGUGAAUUUGUGCGGCUACUUGAAUGAACGUGAUUUGGAGGAUAUCAUCUUUAACAGCGAGUUGGGUGUCACGAGAGCACUGAUGCAGAAAUUGACCCAUAAACUGAUGUCAAGGGAAAAAAUCAAUUACAGACAUCUGACUGAUGUGCUGGUGGAUUCUGAUGGUAAUGUGAGGUUUACGCCUGGUGAAUGUGAAAAUCCGCCCGAUGUGUCUGCUUUACUCAAAGGUUUUGGUCUGCAAGCGUACAAAAACUCGUUGCAACCUCAAAUCAACGGUGAUGCAAACAUGUCAUCUUCACCUGACGGAACUGUCGUAAUCAACGGCAACGUUGUAAACAUAGCUCAAAAGUUGGCUUUGUUGAAGAAAAGUGAGGGUGAACGUGAUCAGGCGAAGACGACAGUUGCCGAACAGACAGCGCUUAUCGAGCAGUUGCGGGGUAGCAAGCAUGACCUUGAGAAGAAGAACAGAGAUUUGGAGAAAGAAGUGGAUAAGUACAAAAAGCGGCUUGAUGAAAGUAGUAGCGCACUGAAGUCAUCACUGGAUUCGAACAUAUCCCUCAAGUCAGCUCUUUCGGACUGCAAACGAUACGCAGAUAGGAUAACUUCAGCGGUAGAGCGAGCGUGUCCACCUCCUCCUCCGAUCAAACGCGUUGAAGAAGAAGUCAAGACUGAACACGCUGCGGAUGGAGUUGAUGAUUCAGAUGAGCCUAUUCCCGCUGAAAUUGUUCUCACUGAAGAAGUAGGGGAAGAAAACGAAGAGAAGACGGUGUAGCGCAGUGAUUGUGCAAUCAAUUCUUGUCCAAUAAUGGUCUCGUCUGUCGAUUUCCGAAGUCCUCACUUAUUGAGGUAUUCUGGUAAUUUGUUCCCUUCAAGUCUAUCAGCUCUCCUCUCAAAAUGCUUAUAAGAUUCAAUCACGGAGCUGUUGAUGAACACUCAGUCUGUGUAGAACUUUAGUGCUUCAGCAUAACUUGAUUUCUCUUACAUCUGUUUCAUUUCAAUUGUUGAAUAUAAAGCGUACUGCUGUGGAAUGGUAUAUAGUUGUUGCUUUGUUAAAGUCUCUUUAUUGUUUGGAUGAAUUACGUCAAUAAAGAAUUAGUUCUUGCA
Messenger RNA from Cylicocyclus nassatus, 3588 nucleotides. NCBI's taxonomy places the organism in Eukaryota, Metazoa, Nematoda, Chromadorea, Rhabditida, Strongylidae. The record is from the annotation of a GenBank genome assembly.